Molecule: messenger RNA, 1269 nt
Organism: Cladophialophora yegresii CBS 114405
Lineage: Eukaryota; Fungi; Ascomycota; Eurotiomycetes; Chaetothyriales; Herpotrichiellaceae
Product: 26S protease regulatory subunit 6B
Exons: 4
Coding region: 1-1269 (422 amino acids)
Biological process (GO): proteasome-mediated ubiquitin-dependent protein catabolic process
Cellular component (GO): proteasome regulatory particle, base subcomplex
Molecular function (GO): ATP hydrolysis activity; ATP binding; proteasome-activating activity
Source: RefSeq, a predicted model, not a curated record
AUGGGCGACGUGCUUGUUGACAACCCUGUGAACAUUGUUCCACCUCAUAAGAAACAUCCCAUCUCAGACGCCAUCCCCGAAAUCGACUCAUUAGAAGGGGCCGGUGCCGAUGCGAACGAUGACUAUGCGACCUUGAAGAGAUUGCAAAGACACUUAGAGUACAUCAAGUUGCAAGAAGAAUACAUCAAGGAUGAGCAGAGAUCACUCAAGCGCGAGCUUGUCCGGGCGCAAGAAGAAAUCAAACGAAUCCAGAGUGUACCGCUGGUCAUCGGCCAAUUCAUGGAAGCAAUUGACCAGAACACUGGUAUCGUACAAUCUUCAACGGGCUCGAACUACGUCGUCCGCAUUCUCUCCACACUCGACCGUGAGAAGCUUAAGCCAUCCUCUUCUGUUGCUCUCCACCGCCACUCCAACUCGCUUGUCGACAUCCUCCCGCCUGAAGCAGACUCUUCGAUUGCGAUGCUUGGACAGGACGAGAAACCGGACGUCACAUACGCUGACGUUGGCGGUUUAGACAUGCAAAAGCAAGAAAUUCGAGAGGCUGUUGAGUUACCCCUGACGCAUUUCGACCUCUACAAACAGAUUGGCAUUGACCCACCACGUGGCGUUUUGCUGUAUGGGCCCCCAGGAACUGGCAAGACGAUGUUGGUGAAAGCCGUGGCCAACAGCACGACUGCCAGCUUUAUCAGAGUUGUCGGUUCAGAGUUCGUGCAGAAAUACCUGGGUGAAGGUCCGCGCAUGGUCCGAGACGUGUUCCGCAUGGCCCGUGAGAACUCACCUGCCAUAAUCUUCAUUGAUGAGAUCGAUGCAAUUGCGACCAAACGAUUCGACGCUCAGACUGGUGCCGACCGGGAGGUCCAGCGUAUCCUUCUGGAGUUGCUCAACCAGAUGGAUGGCUUCGAUCAGACGAGCAACGUCAAAGUCAUCAUGGCCACCAACCGAGCAGACACCUUGGACCCUGCGUUAUUGCGACCUGGUCGUCUAGACAGAAAGAUCGAAUUCCCUUCUCUCCGCGACCGCCGAGAACGGCGACUGAUAUUUUCCACAAUUGCCAGCAAAAUGUCAUUAUCACCUGAAGUCGACUUGGACUCGCUCAUUGUACGGAAUGAUCCGUUGUCAGGAGCCAUCAUCGCAGCAAUUAUGCAAGAAGCUGGGCUGAGGGCGGUAAGGAAGAACAGGUACAAUAUCAUUCAGGCGGAUCUGGAGGAUGCCUAUUCGAGUCAAGUCAAGGGAGCUCAAGAGGCCGACAAGUUUGAUUUCUACAAAUAG